Messenger RNA from Cryptococcus deneoformans JEC21, 1418 nucleotides. Its product is annotated as expressed protein. The transcript is spliced from 6 exons. The record is from RefSeq and is a predicted model, not a curated record. The coding region runs from base 325 to 1326 and encodes 333 amino acids. NCBI's taxonomy places the organism in Eukaryota, Fungi, Basidiomycota, Tremellomycetes, Tremellales, Cryptococcaceae.
AAUAAAUUAAUCCCGUGCCUGCGGCCUUUCUCUACCAAAGCGAUCGUCGCGGACAUUUUAUCAACAAAAGCAACAACCAGCAGCAGUCAUCAGCGAACGCUAUACAGCCACGCAGCAGAUAUUGCAGUGUGACUAAUGCUGACAGUGACAGAGUCUGGAGACGUCGUAUCUUGCUCUUAUUUUUUGUCUCGGUGCUACUAUACCAGCACAUAAAGAGUUGUUGUGGCCUGCUGUCUCGAUCUAACAAAGUCGGUCUACACCAACUGCAUUUUUGUGGAAACAGCUGCAUAACGACCACCAUUGUAUCAAUCCAUUUCCUCACUGAUGUCUAAUGAUCGCCGCAAUGGAAUUGCGACUCGUCGGUACUUGGCUUUUGGCAACAACCUUUGUCGACAGCUAGACUACCGUGGAUCUCUUGUCCUCAAGGAACCAAAAGACAUCACGGACUGUUUACAAGGCUGGCAAGAGGUUGUCUGGCACUCCUACGCAUGCACCAUAGCUCAGAAUUCGGCCUGGGAAUGGUAUGGAUGGGGACUGGACCCAUUGGUAUCCAGAGAUGAACCUAAAAAGCUAGAGUUCGAUGGAAAACAAUACACUCGAAUCAUUGGGUAUGCCAGGCCUCUUGCUUUUCUGCAAGUAGACGGCCACGUUAUCAAUCAAAAGGGACAAAAAUCGGUCAAGGUUUGGAAUGAUGUCGUGGUUACGGAAUUAGGCGCUACAUAUGGGUAUAGAUGGCAAGAUGGUGUUUAUUAUUUUGAGUCUCUGCAAAACUUGCUGGACCAUGAGAACCCUUUUGGCCCCCUCGAACAUUCUCUUCUCCAUCAGAAAACUCCUCUCAAACUCUUUGCUGCCGAAUCACAAGUGUACAUCCUUGCUCAAGGGGCAAUGUCACACCUAUUCGAGGUGAUAGAUGCCCGCGCUCUUCCCCCUGGCCUUCGCCAGACUUGCAAAGAUCCAGUCACGGUCAAGCUCGUAGAAGAUCUUGAAGGAUUGGGAGUGACGAAGCUCGUGACCGGAUCGGCCAACCGUUUUCUAGCUCUGACUGAAGGAGGUGAUGCGUAUCUUUUAGCUUACAACUCUGAUCCAGAGAUGAUCAAAGUCCCCAACGAAGAAGAAGUGCGAUUGGCUGGGGUAGGCCCAGAUUUUGUGAUAGUCGUCACAGAGAACAAUAUAUACGUUCAAGGAUCAAAUUCGUUCGGACAGCUGGGAUUGCUUGGAGAUAAUCAGCCAGAGUUCAUAAAGCUAGAUAUAGGGGAAUUUAAGGCUGAACAGAUUGAAAAAAUCUAUACAUCACGAUGGUCUACAAUAUUAUGCGUCAGAGGAUGAAUAUUAAGCGAGGUAUAUCCCUCUUCCUUUCUUUACACCAUCCACAAUUGCCUCACAACUCUUGUCAAAGGCCUCGGUCAUCCCUUCCUCCC